Molecule: messenger RNA, 5587 nt
Organism: Porites lobata
Lineage: Eukaryota; Metazoa; Cnidaria; Anthozoa; Scleractinia; Poritidae
Source: the annotation of a GenBank genome assembly
UCUUUAAGAAAGUUGGAACAUGUUAAACAUCAGGAGGCUAUUUUAGGUGGGCUGAACCGUCGUCAAAGAAACUUAGGCAACAGCGACAUCACCAAACUUCUGGACGAAUUAGACAAUGAGACAGAAGCCAUUAAGAGUGGUCAGGAGAUUGGCGAGGAGCUUUUAAGUGCCAAAAUCCAAACAAAAAAGGGCGACGAAAAAUUGUACCAAGCAAAUGACAGCUUUUCACAAGGUUGGCUUAAAAUUUUAAAUGCUGUUAAUUCAAAAGAAACAGGGACUACGGGAGACGCGAAGACGAAUCAUCUUAGUGACAAAUAAUUGUUUUAAAAUCAGGUGUAAGUCGAGGUUGUAAUCAGAAGCUCGUAGCCAGCGAAAUGUCCUGAUUAGGAUUUUGCAAGUUGUGGAUGUCAGAUUUAGACUCAGUCACUUACAAUCUAGUGUAAUCAGAUUAUCAGUGUCGCAAGAAGAAGUAGAAAGACAAAACCAACCACGACAACACGUGGGAAGGUACAUUGCUUUAACUCAUUCUACCGCUUCUGCUUCUGACUCCAACAAUCAUAGAGGAUCGAGUUCGUUCGGAUUCUUGGGACUCCCGGCUCAACUCCGAUCCCGACGUUAAUAGAAACCAGUCUUUAGAGUUGCGAAAGUUAUGAUGGAGUUUCUAACGUUUAUUUGGCACAAACGAUUCAAGAUAAAUAAUAGAUAGACCUUAUGCAUUUACGUAAAAGGAAAGCAACGAUUCAUAUCAUUAAUGUUUGGUGUGUUUUUGAAACCGAGUAGUGUUGUAAAGAGGAAUUUUUUAAAUAUGUUUUCUAAUCAUUUGACUUUACAUGUACUUCCUAUCAUACAUAAAAUAUGCGGGCAACUCACGACUAUCUUGGUAACUUUAUACCAGACAUGUUACCAGCCAAGCGUUAUGAUUCAGACAACUUUUCAAGGGAAAUAUUAUGCACUAUAAUAGUUGUGUAUCUUUUAAUCAAUUUUGAAAGAUUUAGUAAAUAUUACUGAAAUGUUUAUUGGUGUCGAAUAAGACAAAAGAAACAUACUCACCGUGUUCCCUUUAUCUUUAGGAUAUUUUCAAAACGAUAGCAACAAACCCAAUGAAGAAGAAGUAACAGGUAUUCAAUCUGCAAUCAUGUUAACGUGCAUGAACUCUAUAGAACACUUCAUAAGAGCUGUUGUCGUUGCUGUAGCUUCAAGUCAAAUAUCUUCUUUAGCUUAGUUGGAAAAUUGUCAGAAUAGACCUUUCCACGGGUUUUUCAAAUUUCAGUUUGACAUGGACAAGUUAGGGAAAACCCGUCAACUCCGGUGGAAAGAGAGCCUUUAAAUUAGCAAGAAUAUUACCAAGGUUGAAAGUGAUAUUGAAAACCAACGAAGAUACAGCUCCUCAAAGUCGCGAAUUUUUACAGACGUUUGUAUGGUGGGGGGCAGAAACGUGGAUUUUCCCUAAUUGGUCAGUGUCAAAAGUUGAAAAAAAAAACAAGGAACGGUCUAUUCUUCAGCCGCUAAACUAAGUAGAAAGAAUAAUUCUUGCGCUCAGCUUAAGUUUUCCGUUACAUUAUUUGAAUAUCGUGUUCUUCGUAAUCCUUCUUGGUAUCCCAGCGGCAACUAAGAAAUCAAUGGACUGACUAGGUCAUGUACCCCUUGCGUUGCACAGACAAGUACAAUACGUUGCCCAGUAUCCGGCCGGUACCAGUAUCUGGCCACUUAAAACAAAAAUUCAGUUUGCGCGGCCUUUUUAGCCCUCGGUAAACAAAGUAUUUUGAAUGAAAGCUCAUAGGCGUACUGGCAAUUUUUCUGCAAGGGGUGGGGGGGGGGCGGCUGCGGUAAACAAUUUGCCCAAAAAGUGCUCGCAUGUUGCCCAAAUUUUUACGAAACAGUCGAAAAGAAACGAAGGUCCGAUAUUACGAUGUAUCAACAUAGGCCUACAUGUGUAGUGAAAAUAUUCUUACAUAUAAAUCUGUCCUAUGAGCUCAUAAAACACGUUAACAGCAGUCUUUGCCGUUUGACAGCCGAAGAUAUGAAUGAUACGAUCCAUGUCAUUGUUGACUACAGAGUUCCCAUAUACCUUUCAUUGUUAAUUAGUGCGAGAUUACUGACACGUCGUUGCCCCAUGGUGGCGGUGGAGGUAGGUUUUUUAUCUGCGCAACGCACUGAAUGAUCAUUCUGCAGAACGCAAUGCAAUGUAGCAGGUAUCAUUCCAAAGAUAUGUACCACAUUAGAAAACGCUGGAAACAUAUCAAAUAGAUCAUUCUCGUGCAUUGUGUUUCACUGUGACAGAUGUUUCCCAAAGCACAGAGUAUUCAUUGAUCAUUUCCGCUAAACCUGAGCUCAAACUCGGACAACACUUUAUCGAUGGACGCAUAGUAAAUGUUAAUACGGUGGUUAGCCUGCGCCACAGACGACACUCAAUUCUGGUUAAGUCGGUCUGUGAAACACCCUUGGGCCUCCACUUGUGUACCAGGAUUUGAGUACGCGCCAUGAUUGGCCUUUUGAAAAAGCCAUUGUCGAUUUGCCAAUCAAGACGAAAGGAAAUUUGAAACCCACUUCCGGUAAUUCGUUGAGUCCGUUGGGGGGCCAAAAGAAGGAUAUCGGCGCUGCUUCGCGGUGUUAGCUGCGUUUGUCUUUGCGCGUGUUCACCUACAAGGGCUUGAAGGCAGUGCGAUGGCGAUUGUCUGAGUGCCCUAGCUUCUCGUAAUUCAAACUGAGAAUUGGUCAGUCACCUCUUCAUUUCAAGACCCAUUGCUGAUGCUAUCUGCCAUACGCUGUUCAAACUUUCUUCACCCUACUGUCUCGUGUGAAUUUAACUGGAUUUACCACGUCGACUUCAGGUUAAAAUAGAAAAUAUCCAUCUCUUCGAAAUAAUAAAAAAGAAACAUGGAGACUUCUUUGAAAACUGGUUUGCCCAAAUUUCUUUUGCCGCCCAAAAAAUCUGAGUUGCCCAAAAUUUGAGAGGGGGAGGGCUCCCCUCGCAACCCCCCCAGCUCAUACGCCUAUGUGAAAGCUGAACAUUUCACCUUUAAAAUGAACGUUUUGGCGGGUUUACAGCUUGCGAGAAAGUUGCAGAGGGCGCCGUUCUGUUCAGGUGAGUAAACUUUUCAUAAAACUAGUGAUAUUAAAAAAAGGGUUGAUAAUAUGGGAUAUCUUUAAAGAAACUGUUGUAUAUUUAAAGUGAAGAUACUUAAAGAAGUCAGGAUGUCAGAAAAUUAUUAAUUCUUCUUGAAAUUUAAUUUGUUUGGAAUAACGAAGGCAAGAAACAUUCACUAAGUAUUGACGUCAGGUGCCCAGUAUCUGGACAGUUUGUCUUUACUGUGUAGAAUCGAUGAAUUAACUGCGUACAUUAUCCGGAUAAGAUUUCUUUCAUAUCUAUAACUAUAAUCAAAGCUUAGGGUUUAUAAUAUAAUCUGUAUAAUGUAAUUCUACUCAACUCCUUAUGGAAAUUUUCGUCACUCAUUCAGAGGCGACUUGAUUUCGUGUUCACGGCUUGUUUCGCGUGACUGCAUUUUUUUAUAUAUAACCGGGAACGUCGGAGCUGAACCGGGAUUCUCAUACAAAUCCCCAGUUGUGACUGCUAAAUGGGGUUGCGACAGUCUGAAAAAUUUCUCAAAAGGACCGAGAGACUUGAAAGAAGGAGGAAUUAGUGCUAGAAAAACGGCCCAAAUGUGGGGACUGAACAUGAAGAAAUCAACACUGCAGGUCAGACUAAAUGCGAAAGUGAGUGGUUUUUCCCGACCACAUCCCAGGCAUAUACUAGUCAUUUGUCAUGUUUUGUCUCACGAUAUCUUUGGAAUCCAUUGCCAGACUUUUUUGCAAGCGCAAGAAAAGUCGAUAAAGAUAAGUCGCUUGCCUGCCGAAAUUUAUGUAUAAUUACGGUGUAUUGUUGUGGCCGGAUACUGGACAACAACGGAGCUCUGCAAAAAUAUUAAUUUCGCGAUGGGAACGAACGCAAAAAUAUUAAACUGUCUUUCAUCACAUUAAGCACUAAAUAGAUUGUCUCUGGGCCAAAUUUCAGAACUCUCGGGACUAAGAAAGGAAAGUUAUUGCAAUGUUAAACUGAAGUGGCCGGUUACCGGGCAACAUACUGUGAUUAUUAACGCUGAUGUACUUCAAGUUCUCUACAAGAAGGUUGUUUGGCUGAAAGACUUCUUGAAAAAACCUGAAAAUCAUAUCUAUUUUAACCUCUCGUUGGGAAGAAAACAAUACAUAAUAACAUACAUCUCACUACAUUUUAUCCUUAUCAAUAUAUCAAAGUUACAUAUACAUAAAAACGAUCAUAAAUUCUGAGAAGAACUACUCGUUUGGGGAGUUUUCGUUCAUUUAUUUAUCAUUUUGUUUUUGUUUAUCUGUUUCCUGACGUAACCACUCGAACUGUUCGGUAAUCGAACUUUAUCGAACUUUAUCGAGCUUAAUCGAACACACUCGAGCCAAAAAAUGUCCAUGAGAGUUCGAUUAAGUUCGUUUUCCGAACUCAAUCGAGCCAAUCGAACUUAUUAUAACCGAACGUUCUAAACCAACACUCAAAAUAGACAAGGAUUUUGAAAAGUCAGAGAAUCAGGAAAGCAGCAAACAAAUCACCGGGAAAUCAGCAAAAAGCCAAAAAAGAAUUAAUUGAAACGAACAAUAGAUUGACUUUACGAAAGUGGAGGAGAUCUGAACGUGCCGGUGCGAUUGACUGUGACGUUACCUACAAGGGACGCUGUAAUAUUAAAAAACUCUAUAACGAAGCAUAAUAUUAACUCUGUGAUUGAGGAGGUUGAUUAAAGGGACACAAAAAUAAAGUUAGGUUGAUUAAAGGGACACAAAAAUAAAGUUGUAUUACUUCAAUAUGGUCUUGUUCUUCCCGGGCUACCUCCUACCCAGGCGCGUUCUAGCCGAUUCGAGAGAGACUGGGAUUAUUAGGUAUCAUGCGUCGACGCUAAACGUUCCCAUGGUCCAUUCCGCGAUACUCCUUGAUGGCUCGUGCAGUUGCGUUUUCCGUUUUCCACACUUAAGACGCCUAGGAACGAGGCAGCUUCCCGGGUGUUCUUGUAUAUAUUUUCACUACAAAAAAUACACUACAGUGAUCCGCCCCAACCACUCCCGGAAUUUACUCAGUCGUAGUAAACCCCAGUAAAAGGAAACAUUUAGCAAAACAAGCAAUUUCCUUGUUUAACGCCCCAUUUUUAAUACAAUGAAUGCAAACUUCGACCAUCGCACCUAAUCGACAAGUUCGACUGGGUUCGAUUACUAAAUUUUUUUGGUGAGAGUUCGAUUGUGUUCGAUUAUCUAACUUAAUCGAACCAAAUCGUUCGAUUAAGUUUGAUUGAGUUCGAUUAAGUUCGAUUUAAAAAAAGGUUCGAGUGGUUAUGUCGGGCUAUUUUCACUUCUUUAUAUCUAAGAUAGCGCCUCACAAACAGUGAAAAUUACCGAUGCCCCAGUGUUGGAUGAUUCAAAUGGGAUUCCAGAAAAAACAACAGCUGUCGAGAGCGGUGCUUCUUAUCUGACUGGAAAACCUCUGUUGGUGUUAAACAAGGAUAAAAAAGAUGAUGUGCACAAGUGGUUCCUGUACUAUCCACUAUCCACCGAAUCAGACAAGCAAACGCCGUGA